AUGACCAACGCCCUUGAUAUCGUUCCCUUCAUCCCUCCAAUCAGAUAUUACCACGUCGGAGAACAGCUGCUGGUCGACUCGCGCAAGUCCCCGGACCUGAAGUCUCUCUACAGCGGUAUGACUGGCGCCGUGGCAAUCGGGCAUAUGUUGGAGACGUGCCUGCAUCUAAUCGCGGGCACACAAGGCAUCGAUAGCAACGAAUUCAAUGUUGACAAGCGUCGCGGGAUUGAGCUGGUGAACAAGGGAAUGGAUGCUCUGAAGUAUGAAAGAAAAAUUCCGGCCUAUUGGUGGGUAGCGAAGAACAAGAACAUGGUCCAAGAUGAGGUCACUGGAGACUGGAGCUUGGCCCCUCCGUACAUCCCACCUCCACCAGAAGAUAAUUAG
This is a messenger RNA of Eucalyptus grandis, 384 nucleotides long. RefSeq names its product phospholipase A1-IIgamma. The record is from RefSeq and is a predicted model, not a curated record. The coding region runs from base 1 to 384 and encodes 127 amino acids. Gene Ontology annotation, molecular function: glycerophospholipid phospholipase A1 activity. NCBI's taxonomy places the organism in Eukaryota, Viridiplantae, Streptophyta, Magnoliopsida, Myrtales, Myrtaceae. The transcript has a single exon.